AUGUUGGUACCAAUGUACAUUUCUCCUCUCCUGCCUAUACUAACCACCUUUUGGCAGGCGCAUUACUAUAAAUAUAUCCUCGUCCACCAGCGAUGACUCGGAUCUCCUGAACCUCGAGAUAUUCCCUGAUACUACUGUCAGCACUCUAAAAGAUUCCGUACACGUCGAGCAGAAAAUUCCGCCAGCUUCCCAACACAUAUAUCAUAAUGGUCAACUACUCACGGAUGAUGCCAAAACAAUGGAGCAACUGCAGGUUGUUGAUGGAGAUAUGUUGGCGCUGCACGUCCGCACUCAACCCACCCCCCGGCCUCAGCAAGCACGCCAGCAAGCACCUCAGCGCAAUGCAGGUCCAGACCCAGAAACUAUUCGACUACAACUUCUAGGGAACCCUCGCGCAAGACAGCAAGCGGCGGCUCAAAGUCCCGAGCUGGUGGCAGCAUUGGAAAAUCCCGAGAGAUUCGCUCAAGUUCUCCGCCAAUUGCAGGAUAAGGAGCGUCAGGAUGCAGAAGAACGACGACGUUAUAUUGAGAGCUUAAACGCCGAUCCAUUCGAUAUCGAUGCUCAGACAAAGAUUGCCGAAAUGAUCCGGGAGGAACGUGUUCAAGAGAAUUUACAAAAUGCCAUGGAGCAUAAUCCUGAGGGUACGUGAUGUGGCUCGCUAAUGUUUUCAAUGCUGACUACAAACUAGUCUUCGGCAAUGUCCAGAUGCUUUACAUUGAUGUGGAAGUCAAUGGCCAUAAGGUAAAGGCUUUUGUCGAUUCCGGGGCACAAGCAACAAUUAUGUCUCCAUCGUGUGCAGAGACCUGCGGUAUUAUGCGUUUGGUAGAUAAACGCUUUGCUGGUAUUGCCAAAGGAGUUGGAACAGCUGCCAUUCUCGGACGAGUACAUUCCGCACAGAUCAAGAUUGGUACUCUAUAUCUACCUUGCAGUUUUACAGUCAUGGAAGGCAAAGACGUUGAUUUGCUUUUGGGGUUGGAUAUGCUCAAACGCCACCAAGCUUGUAUAGAUUUGACAAAAGACAAGCUUGUUAUCCAAGGUAUCGAGGUUCCUUUUCUUGGAGAAGCCGAUAUUCCAAAGAAUGUCGAAGAAGUCAGAUCCGAUGAACCAAAGGUGCCAGGUCCAGGUGGAACUGCAAUUGGAGCUCGGUCAGGCGCCAUUACCGGGCCAUCUGAACAAACAGCUCCUUCGGGAAGCGCGUCAGGCCCAUCAUCAUCACAACCGCAAUCACAACAGCCCUCUUUCUCUGCCGAGAAAAUCGAUCAACUUGUCGCCUUGGGGUUCUCGAAAGAGGCAUCUAUCAAUGCUCUUGCCGCUUGUGGGGGCAACGUAGAAUAUGCUGCCGGUCUGUUGUAUGAAGGUUAAUAGGUCAGGCAUAGCAGAGAAAGGAUGGGGCAUCUGGGGCCAUAUCAUGACAUGAGGAAACUUGUGACUGUUUUAGCGUCACCAUUUCCAGGAAGAAUAAUGUGAGCUGGAGUUCCCCAUCUCCUUUUCUUCCGACUUCCAGAUACGUGCAGAAGAUCUAUCCGAACCGAUCUUGGGGCAGUUUGGUAUUUGCUUGGUGACAUUUUUCAUAUGGCUAGCUAGGCGUACGGCAGACUAGGAUGGGAAGGUGGGCAUUAUGGAUGGAUGGGGGGCUUGGCUUGGGCUUCAGGUAAAAGGCCACCCACCCUUUGGGUGUGUAGGUAGAUAUUGAAUCAAAAUUAUU
This is a messenger RNA of Hymenoscyphus albidus, 1705 nucleotides long. The record is from the annotation of a GenBank genome assembly. NCBI's taxonomy places the organism in Eukaryota, Fungi, Ascomycota, Leotiomycetes, Helotiales, Helotiaceae.